This is a messenger RNA of Phyllopteryx taeniolatus (common seadragon), 2445 nucleotides long. It is a transcript of the gene rabl2, whose product is annotated as RAB, member of RAS oncogene family-like 2. The coding region runs from base 449 to 1129 and encodes 226 amino acids. The transcript has 8 exons. Gene Ontology annotation, cellular component: Golgi apparatus; endosome. The record is from RefSeq and is a predicted model, not a curated record. NCBI's taxonomy places the organism in Eukaryota, Metazoa, Chordata, Actinopteri, Syngnathiformes, Syngnathidae. Gene Ontology annotation, molecular function: GTP binding; GTPase activity.
UUGGGCGUCCCCGUUGCAUAGAAACAGAAACCGUCAACACAGAUUUGUACAGUUCCAAACGGAAAGGUAACAAACUUGUCUUAACAUUUUACGGCGACAGACACAACUGCACAAGAUGGAAAUACGCACAGAUAUAUAAAUGAGAAACAGUCGCCACGCGGUUGUAACCUAAUGUCCGUCGUGACUGCGUAGUUAGCAAGUCACACUGCACAAUUCGGGACAAAAACUCUCGUAUUAAUGCCAUAAAAAUGUUUCCUCGACUGCCGUCGUUGUUUGUUUUAUUUCGUAAACGUUAAAACGUUCACGAGUGUCGGCUAACCGGUCGGCGGCCUCGGUAAGCUACUCUUCGUUAGCCUGUCGAGCUAGUUCGUUCGUAAACACACACAUGUUGAAGGCGUCUUAAACCGAAGAGGCGAACAAAAACACACGACGACGACGUGGUGAAGCAAUGGCUGCCGACGACGAUGACAACAACAUCCCCGAGCUGGACCAAAAGAAGUACGACGCGGACGAGCAAGUCAAGAUCAUCUGUCUAGGAGACAGUGCCGUCGGUAAAUCCAAGCUGAUGGAGAGGUUUCUCCUGGACGAGUAUCGCCCGCAGCAGUUGUCGACGUACGCUUUGACGCUCUACAAACACACAGCCAAGGUGGCCAACAGAACGGUGGCAGUGGAUUUCUGGGACACGGCCGGCCAGGAGAGGUUUCAGAGCAUGCACCCCUCGUACUACCACAAAGCGCACGCUUGCAUCAUGGUUUUUGACAUCCAGAGGAAGAUCACCUACAAGAACUUGGCCAACUGGUACAAGGAGCUGAGAGAGUACAGACCUGAGAUUCCCUGUUGUGUGGUGGCCAACAAGAUCGACGCCGACCUGAAGGUGACCCAGCGGAGUUUCAACUUUGCCAAGAAGAAAGGACUCCCUUUUUAUUUUGUUUCUGCAGCUGAUGGCACUAAUGUCGUCAAGAUGUUCCGAGAGAUGAUCAAGCGGGCCGUGGAAUACAAGCAGAACCCCGGCGACUUCAUGGACGAAGUCAUGCAAGAACUGGAGAAGUUUGAGCUAGAGAAGAAAGAAGCUCAUUCAGAUGCAGAUGGCGGUGACAUUAAGAGAGAGGAGAGCCCAGAGUUGGCCUGACCAAAGUCGCCGUCCUCACGUAUCCAUCCAUGCCCUUGCGAUGAUACGAUGUGACCUCCGCUGCAAGACAACUCAAGUUCGAAUUUGUGUUCUUCAAUGUUUCUCUUCUCCAAUUUACAAGGGGGUCCUCGGUUUAUGACACAGUUCUGUUUCUUCGGCGUCACCCGAAUUCAAAGUCGUAACACGCCAUGGUCUAUUACUAUCCUACACUCAUGCAGUCCUGAAAACGCUUCCAGGCUAUAUAAACUAAUUAAAUGACAAACACUGAGUAUGGCUGUAAUUGAGUCUUUUUAUGCCGCAUGACCACGUAGUCUUACCUCGCUGCAAAAACCAGCUCAUUGCGUGCCGUUUGUAACCUCAAAACCACAAUGCAGUCAUGGAAAAACGGUUUCUUCAAUUUCUUGUUCAUUUUUAAUGCCCGGUACAAGUAAACGUGCAUUUGUUUGGACAAAUAUAAAUGAUGGCAACAAAAAUAGCUCUAGAGUAAGAGCGCAUAUUCCGUAUUUUCCACGGUUUUCUCAAUAGUAACCACAAUCACUGGGGAUACAAUUCAGCUUAAGCGUUUGAAAUAGGACAUAAUGGACAGUGGAAUCACCUGCAUUUUUGUCGUGUUUUUUGUAAAACCUUUAGUGGUGGCAGGCAUUAAAAUGAACAAGAAACGGAAGAAACACAGGUCCCAGUCGAAUCGCUUUUUCCACCGAGGACCCCGUGUAAUUUGUAUCUUGGUUACCUGCUGCAAGAAUUGGGUGAUUAUCUCAUUUAUCAUUACAUUUACACAUUUUUGUAGAAUUGAUUUUUUUAGAUCAAGAAUGUUUGUUUAAGAGCGAUAAAGCAGUCAUUAUUAUGUUACUAGAAUUGCAAAUUUCUGGGAAUUUUCAAAGUUGGAAAUUUCCCAAUCGAAAUGCAAUUUAGAAAAUAAAAAAAGGUGUUUUAACUGCCUAUAGAUGGCACAAGAUGGCAGCAAUGCACUACUGAAAGAACGACGCUCCUAAUCGCACUCCAAUUCCCCAUGCAAAUUUCUCAUGGAAAUUUAAAAGAAACUUUCCUGACAUUUUCCACAACUUUGCCAUCUUAGAUGUCUUGUAAUAAGAAUGUGAACCACUUUGUCAUUGACGCUGUUCUCUGUGUUGUUUGGUCUCCAGUUGCUGCAUUAGUUUCAGGGUGCGCAUGCCGUUUGCCGGCAGCAGCACUUUACACGAGUCAUCAACAUUGUCGUUUUCAGACUGGAAGACAAAGAAUGUAAUCCUUUUUAUUUCAACGUUGUCAAUAAACUGUGUAAGUGUUGUGAAUUGUGAAUAAAUGUACCAAAGCGCUGA